Apis cerana (Asiatic honeybee) is the source of this 13074-nucleotide messenger RNA. Its product is annotated as otolith matrix protein OMM-64. The record is from RefSeq and is a predicted model, not a curated record. NCBI's taxonomy places the organism in Eukaryota, Metazoa, Arthropoda, Insecta, Hymenoptera, Apidae.
GGGGAGGGGAACAUUGAAUAUUCCGCUAAUGGUCGAAUAAAUCAGCAUUAAGGGGUGGGCGAACUUGUGCGGGCAACAGGUGGCGAAUUGGUGACCGAUGGAGGUCCGUUGAUUUUUCUGCUUUUUCAAUGUUUUUCAUCGUGCGACGCCAACGACUCGGAAAAACGAUUGCAUCGAUCGCGCGCCCGACGUUCCGAAUGGCUAGGUUUUACGUGGAAACGAAUCGAGAGCUUGGAAGAUGGGAAAGAUGGCUCGCGUUCCAUUAACGGGAAUUUUUAAGUGCGAAAACGAAGACUGUAAAAUUAUAGGGGAGAGGAAAGAGAAAGAGAGUAUCCGGUGUUUCUCGCUGUUUGCGCGAACGGAAUAAAAUCGUUCCCGCAAAAGAAGUCACAGCGCUGACAAGAGUGUAUUUCGUCCCUUUUACGGCCGCGUUCUCCUUGUUCCGCGCUUCUCUCUCACGUUGGACUUGCUCCGCUUCUACGGCGUGGAACACCGCUAUUAUUUCCGCCUGUACCAUCGCGAAUCUCUGCUAGCCGCUUUUAUUGUCUGGCUCGCGACACACGACAAACCGUUAAAACAAUGCCCGGUCUACCCGCAUAUAAAUCGAACCACCGACCGCCUACUCCGCGGAAAACGCUUCCACGAACGUGUUCCGCGUUGAAAGAAGUGGGUUAUUCUUUAUCCGAUUCAGCCGUUUACUUUUUAAGCUGCCCGCUCGUAAUGCUAGCCUACAUAUCUGCUAGCCAUUUAAAGCGUCGCAACGUGUUGCGUGUGAUGCGGAGGCUUAGAGAGAGAGAAAGAGAAAGAGAAAAAAUCGCAAAUGAAAAAGAAAAAGUUUCGGUAUGAAUCAUUCUAGGUUAAGAAUUCGAAGAUACGUUGAAACCGGCUAGUAUUAUAUAUAGAGGUACGUGUACUAAAGAAUUAUAAACAGUCGUUUAGAAUAGAAAAAAAGAAAAAUAUAUUCGAGAGUGAGCGCACUGUGAAUAGGACAGUGUACAAGAGCGACGCGAUAUAACGUUUACCGUUACUUGGCCCGAACAACACUCGUUACAGCAAGGAUGGAACCAUCGAAUGCUUCGAGUUGUGGUUCUCUGUGUGUUAACUCGCUUUCGGUUCAUUGGAAAAAUCGAGAGAACAGCCACGGCACUGUCACAGCUGGUAAAGUUGUUUUCUUUCGAUCGUGUUUGCAAUUACGAUGACUAAUUGCACUUGUUGUCACGCGUUACAGAUUUACAUUUAUAUUCGCGACACACCACACGUGCAAAUAAAUUUCAUUAUUCUAAUGAAAUUCCUAGCACGACCUCGCUUGUAAUCAGUUGAUAUAAAUUUCAUUUUUUUUUCAUAUGGAGUGCUUUUAAAUCUAGAAAUUUGCAUAAUAUUUACAUAUAUUCGUAAGAUAACUUCAAUUUUCGAAAUUUAAAUUUGGUAAUCGUUAUCGAACAGAUUUGUUAAUGUCUGAAUGACAUCUGGCGUUAUUCUCCGUACAUCUUGCACGUUAUCGAACGAAAGCAUGGUAAUUUGAUCCAAACGUUAAGUAGAUACGGUCGGUAAAGUGGAGUGAACCGUUGCUAACGCAGAACGUUACCAAAUGAGUAAUGGCAAUUCCUGUCGGUAAAAUAAAUCUGUAGAUAGUACAGUUUCCUGUCAAAUAUCUUAACACGCACCUGCAAUAAUACGAUAUCGAUACGAACACCUGAUGAAUGUUUGUUAACAUUCUCGGUGACUACGACUCGUCGUUAUUUAUCGUAUAUUUACAAUUGUAAUCGUACCAGUUCUUUUUUUAUGAGAUUUUAUAGUUUAAAACGAAUCAUUGCGUUCAAGAGUUAGAUAGACGUUUAAAAUUAGCUGACCGAUUCGUAGCUCGCGAAAAGGAACUUUCUUUGUCCGUUACGUAAAAAGGCUUAUAUACUCUGGCUUCGUUUCGACAAGUGAACGUUUGUUGUGAAACUAGAAAAUAUUUAGAUUUUAAUUUUUUAUCGCCAUUUAACUCGAUCGCGUAAAAAUUUAACUUUACCUUUAUCUCUGGCAUCCUUUCACAACAAAGAUAUUAUUAUUUCUCAAAACUUUUUAAAAGUUUUAAUUUUUUCUUUUAAUUAAAAAAAUGUACACCGUAACUUUAUUCGAAGUUCAAUAAUUCAAAAAUUCUAAUAAAUCUCGCGUUCUCGUAAUUAUUUAAGAAUCGAUCCAUAAUUGACGGAUGAUUUAUCGCAUAUUCAAGCAAGGCAUUUAUAAUCGAGCUUGGCACGAGUCCGUAAGCCAGUUUGGUAUUUGCGUGGCAUUUAUUCUACUGCGUUUUGCUCUCGUCACGAAAUACCAGCAAGGCCGGCGGCGAAUCCUUACAAAUCCUCGCGAAGGAUUGCCGUACCGUUAACUUAUUCGAUGAAUAAAAUCUCCACCUCUUUGUUUAUCCAAUAAAACUGCUCGCGUAUCGAAAUACUCGCUCUUAUUUACGAAAACAAGGAUCCUCGUCGAAAACAUUGCUCCCCCGAAUUUCUACUUUCCAUCGUGCUUUCCCUCGAAAAUUCUAUCGUCAUCGAAACCGCAUUUUACGAAGGCAUUGCACGACUCGUCAUUGCGACAAAAUAUUCCGCAAAAUUCACGCUGGUCUCGACGACGUACCGAGAUUACGGAAUCACGAUCGCGAUUCGUAAUCCGGAACGAUCACGAGACUUCCUAUUGAAACAUUUGUUACUGCAAAAGGAGAAGGGGGGAGGGGAAAAGAAAAAAGACAAAAAACGAAAAAAAAUAUUGAAUCGAUUUGGUCGUGGAAAGGAUCAAAGCGACGAAAAAGAAAUGAUUAGGAUAGGUCAGUGACGACAAAGGAGAAGAAAAUAAAAAAUGUAACGGCCGAGCAUCCUGAAUCGAAUCACGUUUCUUCGAAGAUAAGACCGUUUGCUUUCUAAACAUCGGUGGUUGAAGCAACGUGGAAAGACCGAUCCUCUGCUACGUUUUCUGCAGUGUCGAAACGUUUUGUCAGAACGAAGUGAAUGUCUAGGUAAGAGGACAGACCGAAUGGAAGUGGGAGCUUUCGUGUCGCGGUUCGGCUGGAAGCGAACAGCUGGCGAGCUGGCAAGAUUGGUAGCACCGUUACCGCGUUCGCUUGUUCGAUUCCUCCUCGUAGAUCAAUCUCCUCGAUCGUACAUCGUCCCUCUUUUUCUCUUGUCAGGGGUCAUUAGUCCUCAGUGGCGUACACAUUUUACCUCGCGUACGAGACUAUCCUUUCUUUUUUUUUUUUUUUGUAUAUUACGGACUUGAUUAUCAUAUACUCGACAUUCGGACGCGAAAUAAAUACUGCCGAUACGAAAAUAUGAAAAUAAUUUUAUUCGGUAUACGUAAAUACGUACGACGAUAAUUACUUUUUUUUACUAAUAUACAAUUUUUCACGAUGCACUCGAAUAUAAUUCAUACAUAAAAAUUCGAAAUCUAACUGUAUUCGCGCGUAAAAAUUUAACAAUAGAAUCGAUCAAUUAUCAAUAACAACGAUCGAGGAAAAAAAGAAAAAAAAAUGUAAUUCGAACGUAAUCGUGGAAACAAGGAUUCGUGCUGUGGUGCCCGAUCGCGCGAUUACGUCCCUGUCACCUGUGCUACCUCCACGACCGGCAUUACCACUUCUUCUCGCCGAAAGUCACCGAGCCGAGGAGGAAGAGUCGCCGCCGCGAGCGGCCAGUACGAAACGACGUGUUUUCCGCGCGCGACACGCGUAUAUUUUUCUCUUUUUCUUUUUCUCCUCCCUCCCCCCCUCUCUUCGAUCCCUUCUGGGUCGAAGCGAAGGGCUUCCCUCGCCUAGUUCGCUACGAUCGAUCGUGGCGACACGAAGGUCGAGGCGGCUUCAGUUGGAAAGCGGCGCUUCUACGCGAUGGUGAACCGGAUUCGCGACCACGUUGGCCCCAUCGCCAAGCCCGAUGUAGUUUUUCCAUUGUGAUCGCUGGUCCAAUCACACGAUCACUGGAAAUAUCGCGAUAAAUAUUCUCGGUGGUGGAUCCCGGUGGUGCAUAUAUGAUAGCUUCGUUCUUGUUUCCGUGUAUUUUCAUCAGAUUUUCGAUAAUGGUAUUAUUUUUGCGAGAAGAAGUUUGCGGUAAGAGGACAAGUGUAAAGGCGUAAAUUCCACGUAAGAUUCCACGUAAGAAGAAAGUUUUGAUAUCUCUUUGAAGAUAAUCUUCCCUCGCCUGCUCCACGAUUAUCAAACCGUUUCGAUAAGUUCUGUUUUCCUCGUUUAUUUUGCACGCUGCCAAUCGGUUUCUUUAUCGACCGAUAAAGAAAAAAAAAACGAAAAAAAAGAACAAAAACAAACAAAUCCAUUAAUCUUGGCUCGAUUGGAAAAACGAGAAUUAUAGGGAAAUCUUGUUCGCGAAUUCGAAUUCGAAGUCUCGACCUCCUCAAUCCCAUCUCUCGCGAACCGAACCACGAACGUACCGCCGUUUCCUACCCACCGAUUCAAUGGCCGUUUUAGAAAGCGGAAUAGGUGAUUCGGGAUAGAGACAAUUCGCGAUUGUAUUCCGAGUGUUAUCCGGGUGUAGUCGAACGUUGCAUCCCGCGUGCAGGGGUCAGGAACAGGAGCCAAGUAGAGGGGUGCAACGCGUUUGGCAAUCAGAGCGCAUCGAUCGGUUAAUUCCAGAGCCGGAUAAACGACUCUCGGUGUCGGUACGAGCCGACGAUGGAAAUUAGCAUGCCUCCACGACCACAUUCGUCGUUACUUCCUUUUCCUUCGCUUCAGUAAACGUACGCGCUCGAUGGAACGAGCCGCAAUGUUGCCUCUCUUUUUUUUUUUUUUAUAUUUUGUAACAGUAGAUACGCGAGUUUUUUUUUUUUCUCUCACUCUUUCUCUUCCUCUUCCUCUUCCUUCCUCCCCCCUCUGUUUGAGCGAACGUUUCGUAUCAUUCCAUGUCAUCUCGUUUUUCGAUUUUUCGACGAGGAAGACAAUCGUGAUCGUAAUAGGAGGAUCUCGCCCCAUUUCGUUAUUUUUGUCGGGUUGAAGCUCGUCGGUUCCGUGGAAGGAGAACGAGACGUUCGAUCAUAGGCGAAACGUGUCGUUGACUUCACGGUGUAUACUCGGGCUCCGCUUGCCUCGUCCAGUCGCGAUUUAAAUAUUUAUAAGAGCGCGGAACACGGAUUCGCUUUACGGGUCGUUCGUAUGAAACGAUACGUUCGCUCCAAUUCUUCUUCUUUUCGCGAUAUCUUUGGAAUCGCAAAAAAAAAAAAAAAAAGAAAAAAGAAAAAGAAAACGUACGAGUUCGACCGAGUGGAAUUAUACAUUCGUUACGCGUAAAAAGAGAACUUCGAAAAAGAAUGUUCAUCGAUCAUCGUGAAUAGGAGAUUGAAAUAUUUCGUGAAAGGCUGGAUCCGGUCGUUUGAAGAGAUGUAAUGAAAGGUAUAGGAUGUCGAAAAGCGAAGAAAUAAACCAUCUCGUUAACGAACGAUGUAGAGAAAGAGAGAAAGAAAUUCGUGGCUGUUUCGCCGAAUCGAAAAAAACUGUUUUCCUUCUGCGCGUUGAAAGUGACUUUGUAUGUACGUUUCGCUGGACUUCUCGCGUCUAGCGAAAAACGAGACGACCGCCGCUCGGGCAACAGACUGAAAUAUAAAACUGGUUGUACGAUUUUUCGUCGCGUAUCUCACGUUACCCGUUGCGUCGAUCCUCGUCGAUCGAUCUUUCCAUUCUUUUCGAUUCACUUUCCCGUGACGAGCUACGGAUGCCUAUUCAACGAGAUCACAUCCGAAAAAAAUUCGAUAACGAAUUUUUCCGUCACCGGCGAUAAUCGUUCGAACGAAAAUAAAUCAUUUCUUUGAUCGAUCGCGAUCGAUUUAUCGUAUGCGUUUACGAUAAACGGAAGUUUUUACGAUAAAUUACAUUAUUAUCGGUACAGUAUCGCGCGUGAAAUCGAUCGUUAACGUCCGUACUUACUUUUAAUGCCCUUCUUCUCGCGUCUGAUAGGUGAAACGAUAUAUAUUUACGAAAUAAUUGUUCUUGAUACAUAUAUUCGUUUUAAUCGAGCAUUAAAUGUCGUUUUCUUUCCAUAAUACGCGGAGGGGCUCGACGCUGAAGAAAUCGAUGCCUCUUCUCGUCUCGGAGAGAAUCUGAGACGACUUUUCGAAAAAAAAAAUUAUUCUCUUUCCCUGGCCAAUCAAAAAUUUCCCAUCGUCUCGCGAUUCCAUUGGGAAUCGAGGUUGAGGAGAAAAAGUUGGAUUUAUUUUCUUCGGAUCAAAGAUUGUUGCGGUCUUGGUAAUUGAUCUUUGCCUCUUCCCCUGUAUCAAAGAUUUCUGCGGUAAAGAAAAUUAAGUUUCAAGUUCGAGCAGGAGGGAAGAAGCUCGCUUCGAGGAUCGAAGCCUCGGGCGCGUUAGAGGGGAAACGGAAGAGGAAGAGGGGAGGUCGAAAAAAAAGAAAGAAAAAGAAAAAAGAGUCCGGCGCGCAAUUAGCCGGUCGGUGUGACGAAACCGCUUCUCGUCUCGGCUCGGCUCGGCCUCGUGAGAACUAGGCGAGCCUCGAGUCGUAUUCCGCGCGCGUGUCACUACACGCCGGGCGAGUUCUCUUUCGCUCGAAACGAGUUCUUGAGGACGCGCUCGCGGCGUGACGGAGGUCGCGAGAAGAAAGGGAAGAAAACCACGGUGCAACCGGUAAUCGCUCGCGGAUAAGUGCCGGUUGCUCCUCCUUUCGACCCGCUUGUCCUCUCGAAUCACGCAUCCUCGUGAUUACAGUUUUCGAUCGUUCCUCUCUCCAUUCUCCGCGCUCGUUUUUUCCAUCUCGAACAAGGCUCGCAUUAUCUUUGCGACACAGCGCAUAUUCCCUCAAAUAAAACACCGAUACACGCGGAUUGUUAAUCGCUGGAUACUGAUAUGAUCCAGCUUAUAAGAUAAAUUGUUAUUUUCUCUCGUGUAAUGAUACGAGACAAUUUUCUAAGAAGAAGAGAAAGGAAGGUGAUGUCGUAACGCGUGAAUAACGAUCCAAGUACAGCGUGCGAUCGAGACGGUUCGUCUAUUAAUUCUCGAUUGUAACGUAAAAUUGGUAGAAACGAACGCAGGUGAAACCAUCCAACGUCCACGUUCCCGAUUCGUCGCGGUAUGAUGCAUUUUCACGCGAGCCGCGGAUCAUUUUCGUGCCUCCCCCCUCCCUCCCCUCCUCUUCGCCUCGUUUACUCUCUUUCCGCGUAUUUUUUUCCCUCCUCCCUUCUCCUCCCCUCUCGCGUCGCUCGACAAUGGCACGGAAACGCGAGCGUUUCGUGUCGUGUCACGUCGUGUCGUGUCGUGUCGUGUCGUGUCGUGUCACAUCCUGUUAACGAGACUCGAGAGCACGUCUCUGAACGGAUCUUCUUCCUCUUAACAAUAAAAUCAACCACACCGUCGCGCGUUUCUUGUAUACAAACAAAAUUGAAAAAAAAAGUUGAUACACCCCGAUGGAAAGCGAACGAAUUGACUCGCUAAUGAGACGAAACGACGACCGUAAUUGGGAGGAUCAUCGGGGUGAGAGGAAAAAGGAAAGAGAGAGAGAGAGAAAGAAAGAAAGAAGAGUUUUCGAGAGAAGAAUCCUCGAUUUGUUCGAUUCGAUUCGAUUCGAAUUCCCCCGGAUUUCCCAAAAUUCCAAAUCGUCGAGGAAUUUCCAAGCGAAUUUUCAGUUGGCGCGAGCAAAAGUAACGAUGGUGGAGGGGGAAUGAAGCGAGAAUGAUGAGAUACGCGCGGCAACGGGCAUUGGAUGGAAGAAGGCGGAGGCCGCAAGAGAUCGAUCCCCGAUCUCUGGUGAUUCCCGCGCGAGAGGAGAGAUGUGGAGCGCCGAUACGAGCCGAGAGCCGAUCUAAUCUCGCGGCUGGCCGCCGUUAUCGCCAGUCUCGCGUCAACGGCCGACGGUGUAUCACGCGUUCGUCCCUCGUUCGUGCCGCUAAUUCCAUUCGAUCGAAAUCGCGAGAAAUUGUCGGGCCGAAACACGCGACGUUUCCACGGUGCUCGAUAAAUAAAAUACGCGGUUUGAUCGAUAAUCACCGUGGAGACGAGCGAUAAACUUGAACGACUCGACUUGUUCGUCGCCCCUCUUCCAGGAUCGAGCCUCGAAAUCGGAUAACAGUGGUAUUGUUAAUUCGUUGAGGAAGGAAAAAAGGUAGUAACCUUGAUCGAUCGAUCGAUCCCAAUUAGGGAAAUACGAAAAGUAGACUGCGUUGAUUCAUCGACGCGAAAGAAGGUAACGUGUUAUCGAUUGAUGACGCACAGUUCUUCCACGCUCUUCCGAUAUUAUUAAAUUUUCGUCCGAGGAUUUUUUCCGUUCUAAAGAGUUUUAAAGUUUCUCCAAGCCGUGGCGGAUGCCGCGUUGUCCGGCUCGCGUUUUAUUAAACGCGAUUGCGCAACGCCGUCCGAGUUUUCUUUCGCCACGGUGUGCCCCGACGUCACUUUCUCUUCUCUCGUGGAAAAUUAUUACGUUCCGCAAUUUCCGCCGGACCCGCGGCGCGCCAACCAACGCGCGUAUCCGGUUGGAAUGCAAACGGACGGAUCGUGCAGGUGGUAGAGGUGUGACCGAGCGCUGUGAAACACCGCCGAUUUUGCAAUAACAAACGAUCGAACGUGUUGCUGCCGAGCGAAACGUAGUUUCAAACGUAGCUUGAAAAUCCCGCCAAUCUUCUUCUAUUCGCUUCUUCACACCUGUAUUCGAAGAUAUUUCGAUUUUGAGCUUCCAAAAUUAUUUAUUGGAAACACGAGACCUUCUCUUUUUCGCCUUUGAAAAGCAUAGAUAAUUUUUAAUUUGAUACGAAUCGAUAGGAAAUUAUCGUAAACAAAUUAAUGGAAUUAAUUUUAUUUCGUUGAAAACUUGUCCGAUCCGAUUUUCUCGCGCGAAAUAUUCUCUUAUCGAUAAGUCAGAAAGUUCUAAUCCACAUUUUUCUUCUCGUCGAUUAAAUCGAACGAAAGGAAAACUCUCUCGCGAAGGAGUUUUUUUGCAGCGGUAGAAGCGUUCGAUCCGCGAUUCGAGGAGAGGUGUUGGGUAAACACCGUGGGCGCCCCGACGUGGGCACGUCAUUGGCCUGGAUUUUGCCUAGAAAACUUACCUCGAUCGAUGAUUCUAAUCCAAUAACCGCGACAAAGGAAAAAAAAGACGCAGCCAUUUCCAAAGGUUGCAUCAUUCGUAACAGCAACAGAACGAAACAGGGCCUCGCUACGAUACGAGAUCGCCUUUCGAACAGCGCGAAAGAAUAGCACGGAAGGAUAGCGUGGAUAAUUUCGGUCGAAAAUGGUGCAGCGGAUAGAGAAGGUCGCGUGGGAAAACACGGGUCCACGUGAGGUGAACAGAGGGAAAAAGGAGGACGAGACGAGGCGGUCGUGAAAUCUUGAGAAAAGUGAUACGCGAAAACUAGGUAGUAGUAGUUGGCUCGUCAAACGCAAUUAGGAACGAGGGCGCGAUUGUUCUGCCAUCUAUGGUCGAAGGAUACGCGCGCUCUCAAUGGCCGAAAGGAGAAGUGUCGUAUCCUCGAAUCGUUUUCGUUCAAAGGAACAUCAUCCACGAUAUAUAUAUAUAUAUAUAUGCAUACAUACAUAGAUCGGUCGUCUCUUUUAUUUUCUUCUCGAGAUCUCGAGGGAAGGAAGGAAAUAUAGGAAGGAAUAUUCCGUGGAAAUAUUGCAGAGACUUUUCCAACUUUUCUCGAGGAUCCGAUGUGAAGAAAUUGUAAUUAGGAGUUAAGGAGGGAGAAUCGUGGAGAGGAAGAGAGAAGAUGGUGGUGUCCCGCCGGGAGGGUAGCAUAUCGUCCAACAUACGGGCGAUAAUCGAGCAGCUGAACCUGAAUCCGGUGGAGAGGAGGCGGUUGAUCGACCGGACGAAGCAGGACGGCGCGCGAUGCGUGGUGGGGUACCACCAGGGCGUGCAGCCCGCGGCGAAGAUCAGCAUCGGCGUGUACGGGUGCAAGGAGAAGGUCGGUUACGAGAUACCGGGCGGCGGCCCGAUCAGGCGCGCAGUGUGCAGGCUCGGGCCGGAUCGGUCGAGGCCCAGGCAGGAAGCGGGCCAGCGAAAGAUCUUAGCCCCGAUUAAGAAGGACGGCGCGGCCCGCGAGGAUGCGGCGGUCGAGGAGGAGAAGGCGGAGGAUAAUGGGUUCGGAUCGAUAAGAUCGAUGAGCAAAAUCGAGGAUCGACCGAGACCGAAGCCGGAGAACGGGCGGACGGCGACGAUCCCUCAGGCGAGCCGAGAGCGAUCGGUUCGAGCUGAAGAUGCGAUCGAGGAUAAAGGGUCGGCGAGAUGUUCGACGAGGAUCGAGGAUCGGCAACGCUCGAAGCCGGAGACGAGGCAGAGGAUCCCGCCGUUGAUCAAAGACGCGAUCCCACGAAUCGAGGAGGAGGUGAUCGAGGGCUCAAAAUCGCCCAAGGACACGGUCGAUCGUGUUGUCCCUGUGGCCAAAGAGGAUUUGCCGGAGCUGGAGAGCGCCAGUUUGAGCCACACUGCGGCCCACCACCGAAUUUCAGUCCGGCCUAAAAACCGAAGGCCUCCUAGGAGGAGCGGGUCGCAAGUGGCGAGCACGCCCACGUCGACCAUCACGACGAUAGCGGAGGAUUCGUUGGACAGUCUGCAGACGGCGAGCGCGAACAACAGCAACGCGUCCACGCCGACGGAACCGAAGAACGUGUCGAUCGGGAGGAAAUCGUCGAAUCGGUUGUCGCGCACGUCCGACAUCUUCGAGGAGCUGGAGGCCAAGCUGCCGAGGAAGCCGCCGAGCGUGGCCUCCUUGUCUCCGGACAGCCUGGACGCGGUCGAGAUGAACGACGAGCAAGAAAGCCGGGGAUCGAUCGCGAGGAAAUCGUCGAACCGCACGCCAAAGAAUACGGAGAUGUUCGAGGAGCUGGAAACGAAGCUGCCUAGAAGAAGAUCCGCCUCGAACAGAUCGUCCAAGUCGCCGGACAGUUUGGAGGCGGCCAACGGUUGGUUCUCCAAGUCGACGGAGGGCUUCGAGAAGUUGAUGGAGUACGAGGAGGUGAAACCCGUGACGCGGAGGCUGCUCGGCCCGAUCUCGAAAUCGACCGACCGCGUGUCCAAGUCCUCCGACAGCUUGGAAGCCAUAGAGGCGUUGACCAGCGACGAGUCGAUCGAGCGUAGAAGAAGCAGCUUCGAGCUGCGCGCCCGCAGAUCCUCCAAGAAGAUGUCCAAGUCGUCGGAAAGUUUCGAGAUGUUGGAGCAGAUCGGUACGGAGGGCGUUGUCCAAGAACUUCAGAAGAGGAGCAGCAUCUCGGACAUGAAUCUGUCUCGGGGGAGAAGGUUGUCGAAGAGCAUCUCGAAAUCGUCGGAGGAUUUCGAGAGAAUCGAGAUAAGCGAGUCGAAAGAGGAGGACGCGAGGGAGAGUUUGGGCAAGUGUAGCAGAAGAUCGUCGAAACGGAUGUCGUCCGAAAGCUCUGAUAAUUUGGAUUCGGAGGACAGAUUGGAGAACAGAAGGAUGAGAAGGGCGCCGAAAAGGAUACCGAGCACGAGCUACGUGGAUAUCGUUCCGAUGGACGACCAGGAGGAGGAGAAGAGAGCGGUCACGGGGCAGAGGAAACCGUGCAGACUUCAAAAAUCGUCCGAGAGUUCGGAGCUAGGCAGCACGGAUACUUUAGAUUCCGAGAGGAGGAACAAGUCGUCCGAGAGUACCGAAACUUUGGACAGCUUGGAGAGAGAUUUGGAUCAGGAUAGGAAACAGGAAGAUCUUACGGACACCGUUGCGGAUAGACGCGAGAAGAACGAUCCUUGGACCAAUAAAUCCCUGAUGAUGUCACAUUCGGAUCAAAUGGCGGAUAAUAAUACCGAAGACUCUAAACCGUUGAUCUCGCCUGAUAAAUUCUACUGGCGUCAAUCGUCGGAAUCGAAGGAGAACAUCGAUAUCCAUCAGCUGCUAGCCAUCACUAUAGUUACCAGAAUGGCCGACAACGGCAACAAUCAACGAAGCUCUGUGAUUUAUCCUAAGAAAAAGCAACAAAUCACCACGUCGCAGCCUACCUCGCCAGUCGCUAAGCAGGAAGACAACAAGAUGAUUUUUGACAAUCUCCUCGUUAGCAAGAAUGACGAGGAUUUACAAAAUAUGUUAAACGGUAAUAUAUCCGAAGUGUCUACGGAUACCAAGAGUUUCAAGGAGAAGCUAAUCAUGUUCGAGAAACUCGGAAAAUAAACAUUACACGCAUUCACACGUAUCAACAGAUUUGAUUCAUUUUGGAAGACGAAUAGAAAAAGAAUCGAUGCGGUUAAAAAAAUGAUCAGAAUUAUAUAGAGUCCCCUUUUCUGUAAACUUUUUUAUAUCUGGAUUUUAUUUGUAGACUGAAUGAACCUGUGGAAAUAAUAACGAACGAAGAUGUGUUCGACUGGUUAAAACUACGUAAGAUGGACAAUAAUAUGAAAAUUAUUUACCUUAAAUUUUUAUAACGUUUUUCAUGAAACAUGUCUUCGUUUCAAACUUGUAAACUUGAACAAAAGUAAAGGAAAGAAACAGAAGUGGAAAAUUAUCGGAAUCGAUAUGUAAAAAGAAAAAAAAGAAAAAAAAAAAUUUAAGUUCGCCUGUGGCGAGAAAGUUGUAAGGUUAAACGUGUUUAAACGUAACUAGCUGUAAUUAUUUGCGAUUCGUGUGUUAUUUAACUUCUUCCGUUGCAAUCGUAUUUUGUUUUUUUCUUCUUUUCUUAACAAACUUCACAUACACGAUAAGAUAGCCGAUCAUACAAAAAAAUGCAGUAUUAGGUGGUGCGCGAUAUCGCAAAGCAAUAUACUCGCGCGUCGUGCUUACAAAUUCUUCUCGUGUUAGGAGUUAGUGUUUCUUGUUGUACAGUAGUUUAGAGACGCCAAUAAAUGUCGUGUUUCGUUCCACUGUGUAAAUACAAAGAAGAAAACCCCGUUACAGAAUUAGACACGAUCGCGAACGAAAGAAUACGAAUUUAAAGAAUAUAAAAAAGAGAAUAGAUAAAAAUAGCGUCGACACGUAUUUACAAAGUGUUUAAUGGCCAGGCGAGCCAUAAAACAAACACAGGGUAUGUUGUUAGACAAAAACAUAGUUCGAAAUUAUUCAUAUCUAGAGACGUUAUGGUAAUCUUUGGAAAUUGCUGUCUUUCCAUACUGAUGUAACAAUUUUUACGUCGUUAAAAGUAAUUCGUUUGAAAAAUCAAAAA